Thecamonas trahens ATCC 50062 is the source of this 1041-nucleotide messenger RNA. RefSeq names its product solute carrier family 35 member D3. Gene Ontology annotation, molecular function: antiporter activity. Bases 1 to 1002 code for a protein of 333 amino acids. Lineage: Eukaryota; Apusomonadida; Apusomonadidae. Gene Ontology annotation, cellular component: Golgi apparatus. The transcript has a single exon. The record is from RefSeq and is a predicted model, not a curated record.
AUGGCUGUCAUCGAUCUGGUUCACAUGGUUGUGAUCGAUCUGGUGACAUCGUGCAUGGUACACAUCGCCUGGAUCUCAGCUGUCGUCAACUCGUGUGUCAUGCUGUUUAAUAAGCACACGUUUCUUCCCUUUGGCUUCCACUUUAUGCCCGCCACUAUCUUUUGCCAGCUGAUAGUGACCUGCAUGGGCCUGCUUGCCGCCCGCGCCGCAGGUCUUGUCUCCUUCCCGCCCCCAAACCGUUCGGUCAUCUCUGUCUACACACCGAUCGCCAUCUCGUACGCUUUCUCCUCACUUCUAUCCCUCAUUGCGCUGCAUAGCCUCCCGCUGCUGGUAUUCGCGGUCCUGAAGCGUUGCAACGUUGUUGGCGUACUCGUUGCUCAGCGCGUAGUCUUUGGCACCGCCAUUCCACCCGCUCGCGCCACCUUUGCGCUGAUCAUCGCCUUUGGUGCCGGCCUUGCCGUCGGCGGCGCAGAGUCCGGCGUUAAUGCUCUCGGCCUGGUUGCUGCCGUUGGCGCUAUUGCAUCGCGCGCCGUGCAUCUGCUGCUGGUCUCGGCCCGUGCCCGUGCCCGCUCGCCUGUGCCUGAGAGCGCAGACCGAUCGCUAAGCAAGGAUGACGACUCGAUCGUCACGCUCAUCUUUUACUCGUGCGCACUCUCGCUCCCGCUAAUGGCGCUCAUUGCAGCGGCGUCAACAGACUGGACAGCGCUACGUGCUUACCAGUUCUGGGGCGAACCGGCAUUCAUUGUCGCCCUCGCCAUCUUUCUCGUCGAGGGCAUCGUGCUUCAGACAACGCUUCUGGUCUGCACCAUGCGGACUUCUGCGCUCACCACCGCCGUCGUUUCCAAUCUCAAGCUGCCGAUCGUCACCUUGUUGUCGCUUGCUUUUGUCGGCAGCCUCGACUUUGUGGCCCAGCCUCGCAUUGCUCGCUUCAUCGCAGGCAUGGCCGUCUGUACACUUGGCGGCCUUGGAUACACAUGGGCAGCUCUCAGCGCCAAGGCGUAGCGGCCUCACGGCGCAGGCGCCAUUGCGACCACCAGGUCG